GCAACCAACACAUCAAUAAAAUUCGUUCGUUGGAAGUCGCAGUUCAUUUCCUGUUUUAUUUCUUCCACUUACCGUUGAGCUGUGAGUAGGUAUUGUUCAUUGUCCGUGGUGCUUGUGAAAUACUUUUGUAACAAUGGCGGAUGGCUACGGUUCCGGGGGCUACUCUGGUGGGGCGGAUUAUUCUCAGCCUCCACCGGCUACUUCUUACCCAAGCUACGGUUCCCAAGGUGCUGGGGGGUAUCAAACUGGCGGAGCUCCCCAGGGAGGUAGUUCAAGUGGAGGCUCUUGGGGCCAAAAUAGAGGAAACCAAGGUGGCGGUUACGGAGGUGGAGGUGGCUACCAAUCUGGAGGUAGUGGAUAUGGUGGUGGAGGAGGUGGUGGAGGCUAUGGAAAUGGGGGAGGCUAUGGUGGUAACUCUGGUGGUUAUGGAAGUGGCGGCGGCGGUGGAUAUGGAGGUGGCCGUGAUAGGGGCAGUGGCGGUGGAAGGGAAUUAGAUCGCAGAGAUAGUUAUGGAGGCGGAGGCAGGGGUGGUGGUGGUGGUUAUAAUAAAGGAGGAGAUGGCAAUUUAGUAGUUCAAGUUGAUACAAUUUUUGUAUCUGGAAUGAAUCCUGAUCUCGAUGAAGAAGACAUUGCACAACAUUUUGGCUCAAUUGGCAUUAUCAAGAUGGACAAAAGGACACAAAAGCGUAAAGUUUGGUUGUACAAAGAUAAAGCUACAGGUGAAAGUAAAGGAGAAGCUACUGUAACUUAUGACGAUGCUGAUGCUGCGCAAUCGGCGAUUUCUUGGUUUGAUGGUAAAGAUUUUCGAGGCUCUACCGUCAAAGUUCAACUGGCGACCAAGAGAGACAACUGGAGUGGUGGCGGUGGAGGUCGCGGUGGUCCUCGCGGGGGUCGUGGAAGUGAUGGAGGCCGUGGUGGUGGCGGCGGCGGAUUUGGUGGGGGUAGAGGUAGAGAUGGCGGAGGCCGAGGAGGCGGUGGUGGUGGAGGAAGAGAUCGGGAGGGUCGAGAAGGAGACUGGAAAUGUCCCAAUCCUGAUUGUAGCAACACAAACUUUGCCUGGAGAAACCAAUGCAACAGAUGCAAUGAGGACAAACCUGAAGGAGCAGGAGGCAGCGAUGAUAGACGUGGAGGCGGUAGCCGCGGAGACCGAGAUAGUAGCAGAGAAAGACGUGGCGGUGGCGGUGGAUUCAGAGGACGUGGAGGCGGUGGCUUUGGUGGUCGUGGCGGUCGGGGAGGAGACAGAGGUGGAUUUGGUGGUGGUCGUGGUGGAAGGGGCGGUGGCGGCGGUCGAGACGGUGGUAGAGACAGUGGUGGCAGGUCCCGACCUUAUUAGGCAAACGUCCGUUUUAGUUUUUUUUUCAAUUUUUGUAUUAUUUAAAACUUGUGAAUGACUUUUAUUUUUUGUAUUUAGUUUGUAAUUACUCAAGACAGGAAUAAAAUAUAAGUUCAGAGAUGCAAAUUUUCUUCUGAAAUUUAUUAUUAGUUGAUUUCAUUAUCAAAUUUCUAUAAAUGUGUAAUAAAAUAGUGUCUUAAGUUA
Leptinotarsa decemlineata (Colorado potato beetle) is the source of this 1537-nucleotide messenger RNA. Its product is annotated as FUS RNA binding protein cabeza. NCBI's taxonomy places the organism in Eukaryota, Metazoa, Arthropoda, Insecta, Coleoptera, Chrysomelidae. Gene Ontology annotation, molecular function: RNA binding. Gene Ontology annotation, biological process: regulation of DNA-templated transcription. The record is from RefSeq and is a predicted model, not a curated record.